AUGGCGUGUUUGUCUCGAACAUCGCGGAAAAUAUUAAAUAAUGCGAAAUUUUCACGUUUUAUCUCUCGCGAUAGUGCUUUUGUAAAACAAAACAAUUACCAUAAUGUCUGGACCGCUUGUGCCUGUGUUAUUGGUAGUGGUGUUAUUUUCUAUGCAGUUAAAAAUAGAUAUGGAAGACACACUGUCUACGCGCUUAAAGCUAAGCAACCCGAAGAGUUGGCGAAAUCGGUGAAACUGACGUCACGCGAGCGACGCUUCAUAAAGUUCGCGAGCGUGGAGCACGGUGGACAGCUGUACAUGACACCUCAGGACUUUCUCGAGUCUGUGGUCGAGCAGGAGCCUCGUCCUCGGCUGAAGCGUCGAGUGCUCAACGUGAAGGAGAUAGAACAGCUGCGAGAUAGCACGCCACCGCUGAAGAAGGGCUCAUCGCAGAUGUUCAGGAAUAUGAGGGACAAGGGAAUAAUAUCGUACACGGAAUACUUGUUCCUGCUUUCCAUCUUAACAAAACCUGCGUCGGGAUUCCAGAUAGCCUUCAACAUGUUCGACACGGACGGUAACCAGAGAGUCGAUAAAAAUGAAUUUCUCGUCAUACAGCGCCUGCUCGGUGGUUCGAUGAAGGAGAGGAAAGAUUUGGACUUGUACUCCCAACGGGCACUGCUUUCUCUAGUCUCUGCAAGUUCUCUAAGGACCCGGAUGGGGCAAACUGACCAACCGCCAAAACCUUCAAUAAUGGAGAAGAUAUUCAGCUUCGCGUGGCGCGACAAACGCGGCAUGUCCGAAGACGAGAAAGUGGAGGGUAAAGAGGAGGAGGGAAAUAAGGGUAAGCCUCGAGAACAUUACAUCAAUGACGACCAAGGUCUACAGAGGAGGCACAAUAUUGACACGAUGCUUCAGGUCCACUUCUUCGGUAAAAAGGGUAAUAACGAUCUCAAAUUCGAAGGUUUUCGUCAAUUCAUGGAGAAUUUGCAGACUGAAGUUUUGGAACUGGAAUUUCAUGAGUUUGCUAAAGGUCACGAGACCAUAUCCGAAGUGGACUUUGCGAAGAUUCUCCUCCGUUACACCUAUUUGGACACUGACGAAUACGACAUGUACCUGGACAGACUACUGGACCGCGUCAAGUACGGACAGGGGAUCACGUUCCACGAGUUCAAGACCUUCUGCCAGUUCCUGAAUAACCUGGAAGACUUUACCAUCGCCAUGAGGAUGUACACCCUCGCUGACCAUCCUAUAUCUAAAGACGAGUUCCAUCGCGCUGUCAAGAUCUGCACGGGCAUCGCGCAGUCGGAACAUCUAGUGAGCACCGUGUUCGCCAUCUUCGACGCGGACGGUGAUGGUCUUCUCAGCUACAAAGAGUUCAUCGCCAUCAUGAAGGACAGACUGCAUCGGGGCUUCAAGUCCUAUGCGAAAAAUGAAGGUUGGGAGGCAUUCAAGUCCUGUGUUAAACAAGAAAUGAAAAGUGCCGUCUAA
Leptosia nina is the source of this 1467-nucleotide messenger RNA. The record is from the annotation of a GenBank genome assembly. NCBI's taxonomy places the organism in Eukaryota, Metazoa, Arthropoda, Insecta, Lepidoptera, Pieridae.